ACAGAAGAAUAGCUUAUAUUGUAAUCUGUCCACUCAUUGCCUCACCAAGGUAAUGAUUCGUGAUUUGGCUCCUGUUUUCUUCUCCAGCCUCAUCUUUUUCAGCAACCUAAGUUUGAACUUUAAGACCUGUAAUUAUUACCCAUCCUUCUCAACACAUUAUUUGUCCCCGUGCCGCAUCUCCUUUCUGUUCGGAUCCAGAUUUGCCAUCCCACCCCUAUUUUUGUAGUAGAAAAUGCCUAUUUAUCUUUAAAACUCUAACUUACAGUUAGUAAAGCUAUCCAUUCUUUACGCUGUACAUCUUGAUAUACCAUACUUCCAAUAGCAAUUAUUUGCUUUCAUGUCUGUCUGCCCACAAGACUGGACAUUCCUUGAAUGGCUCAUACCAGGAAUGUAGUUGGUACUCAAUCUGUGGGGAGCAAAGAGAGAUAAGCGAACAAAUGUCAAACAUAAGAAUCUGUAGCUGCUAACUUAAAUUUACAGAUUUAGUGAAACUACUUCUCACAAGCUACCAAAUCACAGUGCCAUGGGGCUGCAAGAUGAUCUCAGUGCCACACCGACACCUGCAGGGUCGCAGGGGGGUCCGACACCCCUCAGAAAGAACUCGCAGACCGUCCGAGAAGGCGAAUUCUCCAGGGGGUCAGCAGUUAGAUGAGGCCCAGGGCAGCCACGAGACCCUCCAACCAGGGCGGGCAGCUGACCCGCCUCCUGGGAUUUGGCCCGCUACAAGCCACGUCGCCAGCUCAGCUCUGAAUACUCCCGGCCACGCCACACGAGCGGCCUCAACCCUGAGACGCCCAGGGAACAUGAGCUGACCCUCUAGAAGCAAGAUGGCGGCCUCCGUUCUCCCCUCCUUCCCCCAAGAACCCCCUCCUGGUCCCCAAAAGAAAGACAAGGACACCGCGGCGACGACGCCGAGAUCCGGGAAUCUCCGCGAGGCCCGCGGCCACUCCCGAGCCCCCGGGAGAUGACUUCACCUCGCGGAGCUCAGAGAGCCGGGGGUGGGGCCGUCGGAAAGACAGCGCGGACAGCCCUCAGCUUACAGGGGGCGGAGGCCGAGCAGCCUGCGCCCUCCGAGCCAUUGUUCUCCGGCCCAGGCCCAUGAUCACCCUCCUCUCAGCCCACGGACAGGAAGUCGCUCCCCAGCUGCCCCGCCCCCCUCCCCAGCGCCCCGGAAGUGAUCUGUGGCGGCGGCUGCUGCAGAGCCGCCAGGAGGAGGGUGGAUCUCCCCAGAGCAAAGCGUCGGAGUCCUCCUCCUCCAGCCGCCCAGGCUCCCCCGCCACCCGUCAGACUCCUCCUUCGACCGCUCCCGGCGCGGGGCCUCCCAGGCGACAAGGACCGAGUACCCUCCGGCCGGAGCCACGCAGCCGCGGCUUCCGGAGCCCUCGGGGCGGCGGACUGGCUCGCGGUGCAGAUUCUUCUUAAUCCUUUGGUGAAAACUGAGACACAAGAUGGCCGCAAAUAAGCCCAAGGGUCAGAAUUCUUUGGCCUUACACAAAGUCAUCAUGGUGGGCAGUGGUGGUGUGGGCAAGUCAGCUCUGACUCUGCAGUUCAUGUACGAUGAGUUUGUGGAGGACUAUGAGCCUACCAAAGCAGACAGCUAUCGGAAGAAGGUAGUGCUAGAUGGGGAGGAAGUACAGAUCGAUAUCUUAGAUACAGCUGGGCAGGAGGACUACGCUGCAAUUAGAGACAACUACUUCCGAAGCGGGGAGGGGUUCCUUUGUGUUUUCUCUAUUACAGAAAUGGAAUCCUUUGCAGCUACAGCUGACUUCAGGGAGCAGAUUUUAAGAGUAAAAGAAGAUGAGAAUGUUCCAUUUCUACUGGUUGGUAACAAAUCAGAUUUAGAAGAUAAAAGGCAGGUUUCUGUAGAAGAGGCAAAAAACAGAGCUGAGCAGUGGAAUGUUAACUACGUGGAAACAUCUGCUAAAACACGAGCUAAUGUUGACAAGGUAUUUUUUGAUUUAAUGAGAGAAAUUCGAGCGAGAAAGAUGGAAGACAGCAAAGAAAAGAAUGGAAAAAAGAAGAGGAAAAGUUUAGCCAAGAGAAUCAGAGAAAGAUGCUGCAUUUUAUAAUCAAAGCCCAAACUCCUUUCUUAUCUUGACCAUACUAAUAAAUAUAAUUUAUAAGCAUUGCCAUUGAAGGCUUAAUUGACUGAAAUUACUUUAACAUUUUGGAAAUUGUUGUAUAUCACUAAAAGCAUGAAUUGGAACUGCAAUGAAAGUCAAAUUUACUUUAAAAAGAAAUUAAUGUGGCUUCACCAAGAAGCAAAGUUCAACUUAUUUCAUAAUUGCCUACAUUUAUCAUGGUCCUGAAUGUAGCGUGUAAGCUUGUGUUUCUCGGGCAGUCUUUCUUGAAAUUAAAGAGGUGAGAUGGGGGUGGGGAGUGGGAGGAAAGGUGACUUCCUCUGGUGUUUAUUAUAAAGCUUAAAUUUUAUAUCAUUUUAAAAUGUCUUGGUCUUCUACUGCCUUGAAAAAUGACAAUUGUGAACAUGAUAGUUAAACUGUACCACCUUUUUUAACCAUUAUUAUGCAAAAUUUAGAAGAAAAGUUAUUGGCAUGGUUGUUGCAUAUAGUUAAACUGAGAGUAAUUCAUCUGUGAAUCUGCUUUAAUUACCUGGUGAGUAACUUAGAAAAGUGGUGUAAACUUGUACAUGGAAUUUUUUGAAUAUGCCUUAAUUUAGAAACUGAAAAAUAUCUGGUUAUAUCAUUCUGGGUGUGUUCUUACUGACACCAGGGGUCCGCUGCCCCAUGUGUCCUGGUGAGAAAAUAUAUGCCCGGCAUGGAGUACAGCUUUUGUAUAGAAAAUUCUUGAGAAGUAACUGUCUGCUAGGAGUCUGUCCAAAUUUAAAAUGUGUGCCAUACUCUGGUUCUUGAAAAUAAGAUUCCAGAGCUCUUUGAUCGCUUUUAAUAAACUGCAAGUUCAUUUUAAAUGAAGGGCCAGCAUAUACUUGCAAGAUAAUUUUCGACUGCGAGGAUUCAGCACCAGUUAUUUUUGAAUGAACCCUCCUUUUCUCUGAGAUGCUGGUCCCUGGAAAUCACUUUCUGCUAGUGGUGAGCAUGUAAGUGUUAAGUUUUUAAUCUGGGAGCAGGGCACAGGAAGAAAAUGUCAGUAAUGCUAAUGCAUUUUGCACUAGAACACUUCGGGAAAAUAUUCAUGCUUGCCAUCUGUUCAUUACUAAAUUUAUACUCAUGAAGUUACAGUUUGGAAUUAUUAGGAGUAAUUCUUUUCUGUUUAUGUUUAUAAUGAAGAACACUGUAGCUACAUUUUCAGAAGUUAACAUCAAGCCAUCAAACCUGGGUAUAGUGCAGAAAACGUGUGGCACACACUGACCACACAUUAGGCUGUGUCACCAUUGUGUGGUGUUCCUGCUGGAAGAAUCUAGCAUGCUACUUGGGGACAUAAUUUCAGUGGGAAAUAUGCCACUGUCAGAUUUUUUUUUCUUCCUCUUUGCAGUGGGGCUAGGAGAGUUGAUUCAACAAAGUAUUUUUUUCUUUUUUCUCAGUCCUAAUUUGAACAGGUCAAAGAUGUGUUCAGGCAUUCCAAGUAACAGGUGUGUACGUAAAGUUAAAAAUAGGCUUUUUAGGAACUCACUCUUUAGAUAUUUACAUCCAGCUUCUCAUGUUAAAUAUUUGUCCUUAAAGGGUUUGAGAUGUACAUCUUUCGUUUCGUAUUUCUCAUAGGCUAUGCCAUGUGCGGAAUUCAAGUUACCAACGUAACACUGGCCAGCGGGCCCAGCAAUCUCCAUGUGUACUCAUUACAGUCUUAUUUAACCAGGGGUCCUAACCACUAACAUUGUGACUUUGCUUUGAGACCUUUCCUCUCCUGGGUACUGAGGUGCUAUGAAGCCAACUGACAAAGAUGCAUCACGUGUCUUAGGCUGAUGCCACUACCCGAUUUGUUUAUUUGCAAUUUGAGCCAUUUAAAGACCAAUAAACUUCCUUUUUUUAAAUGUU
Molecule: messenger RNA, 3950 nt
Organism: Nomascus leucogenys (northern white-cheeked gibbon)
Lineage: Eukaryota; Metazoa; Chordata; Mammalia; Primates; Hylobatidae
Gene: RALA
Product: RAS like proto-oncogene A
Biological process (GO): regulation of exocytosis; Ras protein signal transduction
Cellular component (GO): plasma membrane
Molecular function (GO): GDP binding; GTP binding; GTPase activity
Source: RefSeq, a predicted model, not a curated record